Messenger RNA from Penicillium brasilianum, 255 nucleotides. NCBI's taxonomy places the organism in Eukaryota, Fungi, Ascomycota, Eurotiomycetes, Eurotiales, Aspergillaceae. The record is from the annotation of a GenBank genome assembly.
AUGCCCGCCCGAAACCCUACCGGCUUCGACAUUGCCCAAUUCAAGGCUGCGGCCUCCCCGUCCUCGGUCUACGCUAAGCGGGAUCCCUGGGCUCGCCAUGAGACCUGGCGCUACACUGGCCCUUUCACCCGGUGGAACCGUUUCAAGGGCCUUUUCCCCGGUCUCGGCAUCGCAACCGUCGCUUUCACUGCCUACUGCGCAUACGAGCACUUGUUCCUCAAGGAGGAGCACCACCACGGUGAGGCCCACCACUAG